Messenger RNA from Bipolaris oryzae ATCC 44560, 1554 nucleotides. RefSeq lists its product as uncharacterized. The record is from RefSeq and is a predicted model, not a curated record. Lineage: Eukaryota; Fungi; Ascomycota; Dothideomycetes; Pleosporales; Pleosporaceae. The transcript is spliced from 5 exons. The coding region runs from base 1 to 1554 and encodes 517 amino acids. Gene Ontology annotation, molecular function: zinc ion binding; cysteine-type deubiquitinase activity. Gene Ontology annotation, biological process: protein deubiquitination.
AUGGACACGAUAGCAGUCGCCCCCAAGGCGUCGGCGCUGGCGUCGCCCAAGAUUGUCAAGAAUGCUAAGGGCAACAUCGUGCCUAGCAGCCAGAUGGCGCAUAUCGAGUAUGGCUGUGAGCACAUGGGCGAAAUGUUCGAAAACGCGCGCAAGCAGACGCUCCAGCACUACCGGGCCAUCCUCCAGAACAUCCACGAGAAACCAAGUAUAAUAGCCCAGACAUAUAAUGCGACAGCGGAUUCGAAGCCCAUAGUCUCACUAAGGCCAUUGUUCCUGUGCUUGCAGUGUCCCAACAUCAUGACCGAGACCGACCGCGAUCUACAUUUUGAGACCAAGUCGCACUGCUUCUCUGUUGAAUCGCGUGAUGGCAAUGUAUACUGCGGUAACUGUCAGGACUUUAUAUACGACGAGGCGCUGGAGAUUCUGAGGCUACAGAAGGGCAAGAAGCGAAAGUACGAAGACACGACCACGACCGAGGACCAUAAGCUUGUCAUCAGCAAUUCAACCUUUCUCCCCUGCCGAGCGAUAGGCCUGCGCGGUCUCUACAACAUGGGCCAGACAUGCUUCAUGAGCGUCAUCCUACAGACCCUCGUCCACAACCCUUUUAUACGCAACUUCUACCUCUCCGAAGGGCAUAAGCAAACAGACUGCGAGAAGGAGUCGUGCGUGAGCUGCGCGCUCGACGAAAUGUUUGUCGAGUUCCAUUCGGCUGAGAAGACAGAGGGCUUUGGCGCUGUCAGCAUGCUUAUGGGAAGCUGGCUAGCAGGAGAGGCUCUUGCAGGUUAUCAACAGCAAGACGCCCACGAGUACAUGCAGUUUAUACUCAACACGCUGCAUCUUGCGAACGGUGGAUCAACAGACGAUUCGGAGGACUGCAAAUGUAUUAUACAUCAGACGUUCUGUGGGAAGUUGUCAAGCACAGUAACAUGCGACAGCUGCCGAAACGUUACCACAGCACAAGAUCCUUACAUGGAUCUUAGUCUUGACGUACGGAUCCAGAGCAAGAAGCGAAAGAUGAAUGCCGAAAAGGGCGAAGAAACGCCCUUGGACCUCCGCGACUGUCUCGAGCGCUUUACCGCAAAAGAGAAACUCGGCUCAGCAGAAUACACAUGUAGGAAUUGUGACAGCCCGCAAAACGCCACCAAGCAACUCAGCAUCAAGCGAUUACCACCUGUCCUAUCCAUCCACCUCAAGCGCUUCGAGCACACCAAAUCCACAUCCUCCAAGAUUGAAACGCCCGUUCGCUUCCCAGUCAAGCUAGAUAUCUAUCCGUACACCGCUGCCCACAAGGCGGCUCUGCGCGCGGCAAAAGCAUCCGGUAUCCCCGUGACAAAUUACAACAUCAACAGCCCUGCCAACGCCCUCGUGUACGAGCUCAGCAGCGUCAUUGUGCACAAGGGCAAAAUGGACUCUGGGCACUAUAUCAGCUACAGCCGCGAAGGAAGUGAUUGGUUCAUGUUUGACGAUAGCAAGGUCGUGCUUGUCAGUGAGGCCGAGGUUCUCGCUGCCGAGGCUUAUUUGCUGUUCUACAUGGUUGGAGGCCUUGAGGUCUGA